AAAAAAAAAAAUUGAUGCUAAGAAUUAGAUUGUACUGAGCACUAUUCGAGUUAACAUCAACUGUCUUUACCCAGUUUGUAAGUAAUCUGAGUCACUUCAACAAAAACAGUUGUGACAAUGGAUGUUGAAGAAUUUCGAAUUCGUGGUAAAGAAAUGGUGGAAUAUAUUUGUGAAUUUAUGAAUAAUAUUCAUAAUCGUCGUGUUACACCAGAUGUUGGACCUGGUUAUUUGAGACCAUUAUUACCAUCAGAAGCACCACAUGAUGGUGAAGAUUGGGAUAAAAUAAUGAGUGAUGUUGAAAAUAAAAUAAUGCCAGGAAUAACACACUGGCAACAUCCACGUUUUCAUGCAUAUUUUCCAGCGGGAAAUUCAUUUCCUUCGAUAUUAGGUGAUAUGUUAUCUGAUGCUAUUGGAUGUAUUGGAUUUUCAUGGGCAGCAAGUCCAGCUUGCACAGAAUUAGAAACAAUUGUUUGUGAUUGGUUUGGUAAAGCAAUGGGUCUACCAAAUGAUUUUCUUUACUUUAGUCAAGGUAGUAAAGGUGGAGGUGUUAUACAAGGUUCAGCAUCUGAAAGUAUAUUAGUAUGUAUGCUUGCAGCACGUGCACAAGCAAUAGCACGUCUUAAAGAAUCACCAUUAUAUUCACAUCUUGAUGAAACAUCAUUAUUAGGAAAAUUAAUGGCAUAUUGUAGUCGUGAAUCACAUAGUUGUGUUGAAAAAGAUGCUAUGAUUUGUUUUGUUAAAUUACGUAUAUUAGAACCAGAUGAUAAAAGUGUAUUACGUGGUGAUACAUUGAGACAAGCUAUUGAAGCUGAUGUUGCUGAUGGUAUUAUACCAUUUUUUGUAUCAACAACACUUGGUACAACAGCAUGUUGUUCAUUUGAUAAUCUCAAAGAAAUUGGUCCAGUUUGUCGUAAAUAUCCUGGUAUUUGGCUACAUGUUGAUGCAGCAUAUGCUGGUAAUUCAUUUAUUUGUCCUGAAUUAAAAUAUUUAAUGGCUGGUAUUGAAUAUGCUGAUUCAUUAAAUACAAAUACAAAUAAAUUUUUAUUAACAAAUUUUGAUUGUUCAUGUUUAUGGGUUAAAGAUCGUUUUAAAUUAACAAGUGCACUUGUUGUUGAUCCAUUGUAUCUUCAACAUACACAUGCUGAUACUGCAAUUGAUUACAGACAUUGGAGUAUUCCAUUGAGCAGAAGAUUUAGAUCACUUAAAUUGUGGUUUGUUAUAAGAAGUUAUGGUAUAUCUGGUCUUCAAAAAUACAUAAGAAAUCAUUGUCAGUUGGCUAAAAAAUUUGAAUUGCUUGUUAAAAAAGAUGAUAGAUUUGAAGUAUGCAAUGAUGUCUUGUUGGGAUUAGUGUGCUUCAGAGCAAAAGGAAGUGAUAAAUUAAAUCAAAAAUUAUUAAGUGCAAUUAAUGAUUCUGGAAGGAUCCAUAUGAUACCAGCAAAAGUUAAUCAUAAAUAUACCAUUAGAUUUGCACUUGCUGCACCAAAUGCAACUGCUGAGGAUGUUGAAAUUGCUUGGAAUAUUAUAACUGAUUUCUUAUCGGAAAUAUUGGAAUCGAAGGAUGUGAUGGAUGAGCUUGCUGAUAUACGUGAAAAAAAGAGAAAAGCAACAUUAGAACAAAGACGUUCAUUUUUCGUACGUAUGGUAUCUGAUCCAGCAAUUCAACCUGGUUUUACAAAAACACCAAAUCAACCAGCUAAAUUGGAAACUCAACCAACAAUUGGUGGUAUUGGACAAAAUAUACAAUCAACACGAUCAUGGAUUUCAUGGCCUUUGGCUUAUUUGAUGUCUAAAGAAUCAACUGAUACAAGUGAAUUAUCACUAAGAUUUCGUCAUUUGGAUACAAUGGUAAGAUUAAAAACUGGAUCAGGAAGUCGUCGUGGUAGUAGCAAUGGUUGUAGUCCUGAACCAUCACCAUCAGCAUCACCAUCAAGAAGCCGAUCACCAAAUGGACGUGCAUAAAUAAUUUUUAAAUAUAUCUUAAAACAAUGACUAAACUUGAAUAAAAACGACAAUGAAAGUAUUAAAAAAAUAAAACAACAUCAACAAUCAUAAAAUUAUUAUUAAUAAUUAAAUAUCCUGGUCACAAUAUCUUGAACAAAAAUAAUCCCAAAAGACAA
This is a messenger RNA of Aphidius gifuensis, 2117 nucleotides long. RefSeq names its product aromatic-L-amino-acid decarboxylase (gene Tdc2). Gene Ontology annotation, molecular function: carboxy-lyase activity; pyridoxal phosphate binding. The record is from RefSeq and is a predicted model, not a curated record. The transcript has 11 exons. Gene Ontology annotation, biological process: amino acid metabolic process. Lineage: Eukaryota; Metazoa; Arthropoda; Insecta; Hymenoptera; Braconidae. The coding region runs from base 118 to 1959 and encodes 613 amino acids.